Molecule: messenger RNA, 2493 nt
Organism: Macrosiphum euphorbiae (potato aphid)
Lineage: Eukaryota; Metazoa; Arthropoda; Insecta; Hemiptera; Aphididae
Source: the annotation of a GenBank genome assembly
AUGGACUGCCGUGGCGACGAGCUCAUCCAACACAAUAACAGAACAGCGGCACAAGCUGUGCCUUUUCAAUACCUCAUCAACGAACAGGCAAAGUCUAUCCUCGCUCUACAGGAAUUACAGAAUGAGGUCGGCGCGCUGUUGGAGUUUAGGGACAUGGUCAUGGACACAUUCCCGCACCUGCGUCACAAGCAGGCGUCCAGCCCGGAGCCGAGCUCGGGGUCGCAGGGCGUCGGUUCCGGCGAGAGCCGCUGGGAGCCCGGCGUGCGGGUCCGCCGGAAAUUGCAGGGCUCGUCGUCGGGAUGGAUCGCCGGCGGGGGCGGAGGUGGAGGAGGCGGAGGCGGUGGCGUCGUCGGACUGGUGGCUGCGGCCGGGACGGCACCACGCAGCCGGAGCAACAGCCACGGGAAGGGUCCGAAGAGCGGUGAACCGGCGGCCGCUUCGUCGGUGGGCACCGUGCAGGACAGUGGCUUCUGCACGGAGAGCAAGGACAGCAGCUCGACCAGCUCGAGGACGACGAUGACCACCAAAAACUGCGACGGCAAGGACGACGAGGACGACGAGCUGUGGAGCCUGCUGGAGAUGAUCCAGGACAAGGGCACCAAGCUCAAGCUGGAGGUGGAGUCGCUGCAGAACCGGCUGCUGGUGGACGACGAGCGGCUGCGGCGGCGUCGGCGCCGGCAGCGGUUGCGGCCGUGCCGGAGCGUCGACGACCUGCUGCAGCCGUCGUGGCCGCGCGACGCCGAUGACCUGCGCGCCCGCGGCUGCACCGCCGAUUACGACGUGUUCCGGGCGCACGUGGCCAACGUGAAGCGCGAACGGGACGCGCUGCUCGACCGGGUCACCGAAAUGGAAGCGGAGAGCUUGUCGAACGCGGCGCAGAUCCACCGGCUGCUAGCCGAGCUCAAGACUGUUGUGUGCGAGAACAGAGAACUCGAGGAACGGCUCUGCGGCGGCAAGUCGCCGUCGGCCGCCGCCGCCAUAGCAGCCGCGACCAUCGCGUCGAGGAAAUCGUCAUCUAGUCAUAACGGCGGCUUCGCCCCGGUCCAGCCCGAAUCGUCUACGGGGCCCAGCUCGUCGUCGGCCGGCCGCGACGCGUUCUACACGCCCAGUCAACAUUCGGCGUGCAACCUGUCGUCCAUCGAACUGCAGUGCGACAAACUGUUGCACGACGGUUCGUCGUCGUCCGCGUCCUGCGCGUCGCUGUCUUCUUCAUCAGCCAUCAUGGACGAUGGCGGCGGCGAGCGGGAUCGGGACCGCCACCGGUCCAGGAGGGUCCUGCUGGUCCGGCCUUCCGACCCAAUUUCCCGGAACCUGGAGGGCCGCGCAUCGUCUCCGGCGCUGGACAUCGGCUCGCCGACGUUCGCUAAGCGGCUGGGCGCCCUGGACGGCGUGGUCAGCAGUCCCGGCGACCGGAUCGGCAAACCCCACGCGCCCGGGUUCGGCACCCCGUUGCCCAAAAGAACCCUGGCUGCCAUACUGAAAACGUUCAAUCCCAUCGAACUCCAGAGACACCUCAUCACCGUAUCCUACGAGAACAAGAACCUCGUCCGUCAGAUGGAGAUGUUGAACAUUUCCAAGAGCGACGUUUCCAACGAGCUGAACAAGAGCAAAGAGGACAACGAAGAACUGAAAUUCCAACUGGAGGAGAAGCGCAUCGAGCUGGAGGGCACCAUGGCCAGGGUGAGGUUGCUGCAGUUGCACCAGGAGCAGCAGCAACACGGUCCCGUGGUCGCGGGAUCGCAGUCGACCGGCACCGCGGCCACGGCCACCAACCAGUGGCUGGACCUGGUGCCGUCGAACCCGAUCCUACCUCAGAUCGCGUUGCCGGGAACGCCGUCGGCGGCGGUGUCCGCCAACGGCAACAAUCUGCACCUGCACCAGCACCUCAACCACAGCCAGGACGAGAACGGCGGCAGCAGCAGCACCGAGUCGGCGCACCAGACCCGCAGUGGCGGCAGACACGGCGUGCAGCAUCAGCCCAGCAAGAUACCGGUGGUCAAGCCGACGUCGUGCCCGGUGCAGUCGAGGCCGUCGUCGUCGUAUCGCGGCAGCGACGCUCAGCAGUACCAAUCGUGGACCAAAUGCAAGUCGGACCAAUCGUUGCCCCGCAACUGGGAGUCCAUCAACAACAACAACAGCCACAACAAGAGCAACGGCGGAUCGUCCAUCGGCAGCGGCGUCGGCGGCGCGGCCGUCAAACAGCUGCGCGGCGGCAACAGACUCGACUCGUCGCAGUACCAGCAGCACAGGUCCCGAAGGGAUUCGGGCGGCGGAUCGUCCCUGACGAGAGCUCGGUCGCAAAAUAAUCACUCGCACCGGGGCGGCGCGGCCAAAGAAUUUGUCGGCAGGACCGCGUCGUCGUCCGCGGCCGCGGGUCAUCAGCUGCAGCAGCUGCAACAUCAACAACAACAGCCGACGGCCGACGAUACCAACAAGGUACGGCCGACCAAGAGAUUCACCAACAUGUUUAACAGUUGGAUGCGGAAAUCCUAA